This is a messenger RNA of Lachancea nothofagi CBS 11611, 1620 nucleotides long. NCBI's taxonomy places the organism in Eukaryota, Fungi, Ascomycota, Saccharomycetes, Saccharomycetales, Saccharomycetaceae. The record is from the annotation of a GenBank genome assembly.
AUGGCUCUAGAGGACAGGAGCGUGGCCUCUUUCAAUGAAAAUUUUAAAGUUUCGGACAAUGUCGCGGUUAUUGUGCCCGAGACAGGUGUUCAGGUCACCUAUCGAGACCUUUCCCAUAUGACUGGUCAUUUCCAGACCAUGUUUCGUUCCCCUGACUCUCCAUUGUAUGAAGUAAUUGGUAGGCAAUCCGCUGUGGCGAUAUCCAUGCCCAAUGGCCUUGAAUUUAUAACAGCAUUCUUGGGCGCAACAACUGAUUCUAAAAUCGGCGCACCCCUGAACUCCAAUUAUAGAGCCGAGGAAUUCAAUUUUUACCUCAACGACUUGAAGGCGAAAGCUAUUUGUGUUCCCGAGGGUACUGUGAAGCAGGGCUCGAAAGCCGAGAUUCUAAAGUCUGCAACGAAAUUCGGCUGUUUUGUUGUUGAGCUGUAUUUCAACAAAGAUAGGUUCAGGGUCGAGUACGAUAUUUACUCCCCAAACGAUAGCUACAAGCAAAAGGUCUACUCUUCCACGGACAAGGCAGUUUUUGUCAACCUAGAUAAAAAGUUCCCGGGAUUUGCGAGGUCUUCGGAUGUUGCAUUAGUUUUGCACACCAGUGGAACAACGUCUGCCCCUAAGACCGUACCUCUUCUGCAUCUGAAUAUUGUGAGAAGCAUGCGCAAUAUCGCUGCCACAUACAAAUUAACAUCUCAAGAUCGCUCGUACGUUGUCAUGCCGUUAUUUCAUGUACACGGUUUAAUAGGUGUUCUAUUGUCGUCAUUCUGGGCACAAGGUUCGAUCGUGGUGCCUGCAAAAUUUAGUGCCAAAAAUUUCUGGUCAGAUUUUGUUAAUUGGGGCUGCAAUUGGUUUAGUUGCGUGCCCACAAUCAGCAUGAUCAUGCUUAACACGCCAAAGCCACCAGUUCUACCCAAGAUUAGAUUUAUAAGAUCUUGUUCCUCGGCCUUGGCACCUUCUACAUUUCAGAAGCUCGAGAAAGAGUUUCAAGCACCCGUUUUAGAAGCAUACGCCAUGACCGAGGCUUCCCACCAAAUGACUUCUAACAAUUUGCCUCCUGGCAAAAGGAAGCCGGGUACAGUUGGACAACCUCAGGGCGUCGAGGUAUUCAUUCUGGAUGACAAAGACAAUGUCCUACCCAGGGGAUCCCAAGGCGAGGUGUCCAUCAGGGGCGAAAACGUUACACUGGGAUAUGCACAUAAUGACAAAGCUAACCGUGAAAACUUCACGAAACGAGAGAACUAUUUUCGCACAGGAGAUCAAGGAUAUUUUGACUCUGAGGGAUUCUUGGUGCUAACAGGCAGAUUGAAGGAAUUAAUUAACCGCGGCGGUGAAAAGAUAUCUCCAAUCGAGUUAGACGGUGUUAUGCUGUCACAUCCAAAGGUUGAUGAAGCUGUCGCAUUCGGUGUAGCGGACGAUAAAUACGGGCAAGUGGUGAACGCAGCAGUGGUUGUGAAGCCUGGCCAGAAGCUUGACUACAAAGAGCUUUCGGACUACAUGCGCAAGACUUUGGCGUCGUUCAAAAUCCCUACACGCAUUUUCUUUGUUGAUAAGUUGCCCAAGACCGCUACAGGGAAGAUCCAACGCAGAAUCAUAGCUGAGGUUUUCGCGGGGAAGAGCAAGCUGUAA